AUGCACAGCUCUUUCUGGUUGUGUGUUUUCAUCUCAGCAGAGUAUUUCCUCCUGACCAUCAUGUGCUAUGGCCACUCCGUGUCCAUCUGCAAACCCCGGCACUACGGGACCCUCCUGGGCAGCAGAGCUUGUGCCCACAUGGCAGCAGCUGCCUGGGCCAGUGGCUUUCUCAAUGCUCUGCUGCACACGGCCAAUACAUUUUCCCUGCCCCUGUGCCGCAAUGCUCUGGACCAGUUCUUGUGUGAAAUCCCACACAUCCUCAAGCUCUCCUGCUCCAAAUACCAACUCGGGGAAUUUUGGCUCAUUGCUGUUUGUGUCUGUUUAGGACUCGGUUGUUUUGUGUUUAUUGUUUUCUCCUAUGUGCAGAUCGUCAGGGCCAUGCUGAGGAUCCCCUCUGAACAGGGAGGGCACAAAGCCUUUUCCACUUGCCUCCCUCACCUGGCCAUGGUCUCUCUGUUUAUCAGCACUGCAGCAUUUGCCCACCUGAAGCCCCUCUCUAUCUCCUCCCAGUCCUUGGAUCUGGCACUGUCAGUUCUGCACUCAGUGGUGACUCCAGCACUGAACCCCCUCAUCUAAAGCCUGAGGAAUCAGGAGCUCAAGGAUGCUCUGAUGAAAGCGAUGACUGGACACUUUUCAGAAGUUAAAAUCUUUGUAUUUUCCUCUUCUGAGCAUUUAAUGUAA
Sturnus vulgaris (Common starling) is the source of this 681-nucleotide messenger RNA. The record is from RefSeq and is a predicted model, not a curated record. Lineage: Eukaryota; Metazoa; Chordata; Aves; Passeriformes; Sturnidae.